AGAAACACGAGAUAUCUUUAGUCUUUAGCUACACAAUUUCAUACAAAUAACAGCAUUGGCUAGACAGAAUCUGCGUUCUGCCAAAACGCACAUUGGUAGAUAGAUAGUGGUAAAACAGGAAGGGAAGAGAGUGCAGCUGAUCUCUCAUACAUCAGGCUCAAGGCUUAUCACCAUGAAGACCAGAUUAGGCUGUCUUUCCAAAAAAUCGGACUCCUAUAGUGACUUCUCGGAGUUCCUGCCUCCUGCCCAUGAGACCACAGCAAGAUGUCUGAAACUAUCAACAGACGAAGUUGUUCGAUGGUCUGAGUCAUUUGAUCACCUUCUUGCUCACAAAUAUGGGCUUGCUGCAUUUCGAACAUUCCUUAAGUCGGAAUUCAGCGAUGAAAACAUCGAAUUUUGGAUGGCCUGUGAGGAGUACAAAAAAAUCAAGAGCUCAACCAAACUUGUGUCAAAAGCAAGCAAGAUAUUCAAGGAAUUCAUUGAGGUUCAGUCACCAAGAGAGGUGAACAUUGACUACCGGACAAGAGAAAAGACCAAACAGAGCCUGUCAGAUCCCACUCCAACCAGUCUCAAUGAAGUCCAGGGUAAAAUCUACAGCCUCAUGGAGAAAGACUCUUACCCACGAUUUCUCAGGUCCAAAAUGUACCAGGAUAUUGUCAACAGGGCACAUGCGCAAGGUCAGCGGAGGUCUGUUUGACCAAUACCUACUGCAGAGCACAGUGGACCAAAACCUGGACCUAUAUGGUAUAUCAAUCUUUGUCCCUUUGACACCAUAUCAAUACUGUGAAUAAGCAAGAAUGAAAUGACCUGCUUGACUGUUUUCUGUACACCUGUUCCAAGCAUGCAAUCCCCAUAGAAAACUCAUAUCUCUUUGAAUUGCAGUAUAUAUUGAGGAGACUCCUGAGGGACAUGUCGGAAAACUCAUUUCCUAAAAUAAAUCUGCAUCAUUCAACAAACGUAUUCAUCGCUGUAUAGGUCAUUUUAAAAAUAGUCACAGUGAUAUAAAAUAGACAAAUAAUAUGUUAUCGAAACUGAAUCAAGAUAAAUGAAUUGAUGUCAUCUGUUGGGAUGUGUUCUAGGAGAAAUAGCACCUACGUUUGUGUCACUUCUUGUCAAGGUGUUACUGUGUCUCAAUUUGGAUGUUUUUAUUUGUGCAAAACUAGUGCAGCAAAACCUGCAUGGUGCUAAGAGCAAGCAUGCAUGCAGUGUCACAUUGAAAAGAAUAGUUUUCUCUCCAAUAAAACUGGGGAUGACAAACAGCUACAGACUUAAAACCUGGCUAAACUUGAGCCAUCUACUAAGCCUCUUAUUACAAAUAUCAACCUUAUUAAAAUGUCUCAUUGAAAAGUUUUGAUAAGAGCUUUAAAAUUCUCUGCCAUUAUUAGCUGAAAGUGCACUAGUACUUGCAACUCAUAAGUACUAGAGCAAUUACAGCACUAGCAUUCAUACAUUCAUGACACAUGAAAACAAUGAAAAAAAAUGUGAGAUUCUUACGUUGAACCUAUUGGAUUUAUUUUUUCAUUUGUUUCUUCAAAACACAAAAAAAUACUUUAAAAUGUAUUUUUGUUUUGUAGAUUGUGUCUUCCUUCUUUCAUUUACAUGCUACUACUAUGGAAACUAGAGGUGCUGUUAAAGAGAAAAAUAGCUGAUCACUGUGUCAGGUUACUACAGAGAGUGGAGCAUCUUUAAUACAUCAUUGAAAUUGAUAUUGUUUUUCUAUUGAUUAUUUUUUUAUUAUUUUAUGCAUUAUUCAAAUCAACCAACUAUUCAAAUCAGUGUGGGUUUUUUUUAAAUAAAAUUUGUGAUUCGGUUUACAGUCAUGCCAUCUCAAGGUACUUUACAUUCCAAUUAAAGUAAACCCACUUUCUUUGUGAGCUAGAAAGUCUUAUAUGCAAAUUUUAGUUAGCAAAUUAGUUUCUGUAGUCAAAAUGAAAAAAAUGACCACCUAUUAUCUGUGGUUAUGCCAAACUACUUACUUAUAAAUUCAAAUUAGAAAAUCCUGUAUUUCCAACUGGAACAAUUGUAUAAUAGUGAGAACAUUGAGCAGAGUUUAUUGAUAUUUUUCUCAAGUGUAGUUAUUCCAAAAAGUGGAGGUUUGUUAAUUUUGUAAAACUUUUACUUUUUGCUGCAGGAGGAUACAGACUCACAAAUGAUGGUCACUGAAAAUAUUUUACUUUUAUUUAGGCUGAUCAAUACUAAUGUCAACAUUAAGUGUUAAUACAUUAUAAUUACUGACUAAAAUAUUACUUAAAUCCCAAAUCAAAUUCAAUAUCUGAAUUUUCUAAGUGUGAUAUAUAUUCAGUAAUUGUGGCAUUAAGCUCACAAUAGUAAAAGGUUUGUUAAAGUUUGCUUGAAGACAUUAAAAGAAUCUGACAGGAAACAAGACAGUCAGUUCCCAAAAACACACAUAAAAAAAUCUCGCAAAAAGUGUCCGGCUGACACCACCGGACCACUCACAGGGGAAAAAGGUGGUGAGGUCCAUAUGACCCCAUUUCGUAAGACAACAGGAGGGUUAAGGGUCUGAAGAAAGUUGUGAUGUCUGAACACAAAAUGAUGAGUUAACCAAUUUAUCUUGAGUUACAUCAGUCAGUAGAGAAAUGGUAAACUACUGAGGGAAAACUGUAAUUUUGUUGUGUUUUUUUUUUUUUUUUAAGUGUUGCAUUUGGGUGACUUACUAGCUGUACUUGGAAAUCAGAAUUCUUGUCUCUUGUAUUUUCACCUCUUUUUAAUAUGGAUGUUUUUUAGUAACAGCAUGAGUAUACUUCUUAGUUUUUAUGUAUUUCUUUUUUUAUUAUGUAUAUUUGCUGUCAUAAGGAUAGACAAUAAAUGAUAGUUUAAAAAUAAAUCCACAGUAGUGUUGUCAGUUCCUGAUGAGACUUUAUUCCAGUAUGUGCACUGUGCUAUACAAUCUACAGUAUAUUCUUACCCCUUAAAUAACAAGAUUAAAACUGCUUUCUUUACAGUAUGUACCACAUACCGCUACAUGUUUGAAGAUGUAUGUGUCUGUGUUUCACAUGAAUGAAACUUCCACAUAUAUUUUAUGAAUAAAAAUCAGAAGAGUAUACAUAAA
Messenger RNA from Gambusia affinis (western mosquitofish), 3070 nucleotides. RefSeq names its product regulator of G-protein signaling 8-like. The transcript has 5 exons. The record is from RefSeq and is a predicted model, not a curated record. Lineage: Eukaryota; Metazoa; Chordata; Actinopteri; Cyprinodontiformes; Poeciliidae. The coding region runs from base 173 to 697 and encodes 174 amino acids.